AGGUGAAUGUAGAAAUGUCGGAUGAAGAGGGCAAGGACGAAGGUAGGACUCGACCUAUCUACAUGAUAAGUCGUAAGAACAGGACAACUACUUCUAUUAGUACAUGAAGCGCUUUUCUUGUUCGACACAACUAUCCUAUUGGAAUUGGGUUGAAUAGAAACUGUAGUCUUUGAGUAUUCUUAGAAGGACACCAGGAGGAAAAUGGACGAAUUUCAGCAAUAUGUGCAGCCGCAACAGGUGGUGGAUCAUCGACACACCGCUGUCGAUAUGCGCCACCCACGCACUGACGCGGGGCCUCUCCCAUCGUCGGUCCCGGGUCCGAAUGGGUGAGCAGUUUUUUUUUAUUCAAUUAUCGGUUGAUCCAAUCUACGGAGAAUCCAGUACCCUUGUAAGUGUAUAAUUUUUUUCCGCUGAAGUUGAAGAGUGAAAGUUAACAAGUAGCAUUUUGUCUGUCUUCAUGUGCAGAAUGCAAAAACUUUCUUCCUCGUACAAUUACUCCAAUCUGCAGUUCUCAGAAUGACUACCGGCGUCAUGGGUUAGUACCUAUCUAUAACGAUUUCUUUAAUCAUCUUAGGCAGAUUGCCGUUUAGAUGGUUCACAUCGUCACCACUUUCAUGAUGGCGAUAUUUGAUACAGCAGCAACACGGAGCAUUUCCAGUUUGAGCCAGAGGUAGAGGAGAGGAUUAUCGAAAUUCCGAAGCUAGUGGAACAGGUUGUCGUGAAGGAAGUGGUCAUUCCAGAAACGCACAUCGUAGAAGUGGUAAAGGAAAUACCACAAGUGCAAGAAGUCAUCCGGUUAUGAAGAUCAAUGGGACGAUGUUUGAUAAAGAUAUAGAUUAAUUAUCUAUGGGGAUGUUUCUCUUUCUCUUUAGUUAGAUCAUGUAAGAUCAAUGACCCUACUGCGGGAUGCUUGAUCCUGUUCAUAUAGUUUCUUAGAUCAAUCAUGUUGAGGAAUGUCUAGUUGUUGAUAUUUGUUUUUUGCGCAUGAGAGAUCUUCUCCGUGUCUUUCUUGUCCUUUAUCUCGGUGCUACUUCUAGGGGUACUACUCCUAGAGUAUCCACCAUCAUUUUUGUGGACACCUACCUUAACUACAAAGCCUAGCGGACAAGGGCGCAGGUGCAAGACGUCUGUAAAUCUUGCAUCUGCAAAGCAGUGAAUUGAUAUAAUCGUUACUACGCGGCCUUAUUCUAAUGGGUGAGGUGCCUCGAUACGAAUUCAAGGAGGUGAUCAAGGAAAUACCAAAAGUGGAGGUGAAAUAUGUGGAGAAGAAGGUUGAGGUCCCGCAGGUUAUGGUACUAUCGAACUCCAUGAUGGAAAUUUAUGUCCUACAGCAGCUUUCGUGGAAGAUGUGGAAGAUAAUAGACUAGGUAGUCAAUCUCCACUCACACGUUUACGUAUGGGUCAGUAGAGGAUUUGGUUUCCGAUAAAUAGAUCAACUGGCUUAGGCAGCUUUGGAUGAGUUUUAUAUCCUUUGGAAUGCGUGGUUCGCUUUGGAAUGCGUGGUUCGUCCUACAUGUACAUCCUGACAGGUGCGCGACAUCCCAGUAGAAGUGCCGCAAAUACAGGAGGUCUCAAGAACAGUGCCACGAAUCAUCGUCAAAGAAGUACCAAUAGAAAGGGUGCGGAAAGUGCAGAAAGUCAUCUAUCAGGAUGUCGAGGAGAUAGAGUAUCUUUCAGUUCGAAAUACUAGGGGGAUCGUUAUGAUGAUUCCAAGAUACAGCUUCCUCAUCCGCUGAGCAUGUAGUAGAUGUUGAUCUCGAGAGAAUUACUCGACUCUCUUUUGUCUACCUUCUCGAUGUCGGGUUCCAGGUAUGUUCCAGUUCCGUACAUCGUACAAGUCGAAGCGAUAGGUGGUUAUGGCCAAGGCGGUGAGGGGGCAGGCGGCAAAGGUGGGGGUGCAGGUGGUGCAAACGGUGAAGGCGGGAGUGGGGGCAACAACCUCGCUGGAGGCGGUGCGAAUGGAAUUAUGACUCGGGCACAUUUGAAGAUGAAGAGACUAAUAGAGUUGUAACCCCGAUAACUGCCAAAGAAUGAUAAUCUGUUUUGAUUUGGAUUCAGUAGCUGCUACCUAGGAUGAAAAAACCGACUGGGCCUCCUAAUUAUAAAAGAUACAUUUUUUAAGAAUGUGAAGAACUUCAUCUAGAAUUCCUUUAUUCUAAUCUCCAGUCAAAGCGUGUGAAGCAGGAGGUUCACUUAUUCGAGAACGUGAAUCAAAUAACGAAGCCAAAGCUCGUGCCCGUUGAGAAGGAGAUACCCGAAUAUGUACCACAGUACAUAGAUGUGGACGUGGAUCAGUACGGCAUGCCAAUUCGACCCGCGCCGACGCUCGACGUGCUUCUGGCGCAGGGUGUGCCGAUGGAAGUGGCGUGAGGAGUAAAGGCCACGACUGGAAAGAAUCAUGAACGAGUCAUGAGACGGGUGCUGGGCUGGUGUGAGACCACUCAUGUGAUAUCAGUCAUGAGUCUAGCAGUCUAGCACUAAUAGAUUGAUGUGUCUCUCCUUGUCACUUCGUAGAAACAUCUAGAUUUUGGUCAAAUUCUGCUGUCGCUUGAUUGACAAGUCGUGCGGAAAGUGUUGGUUUUCGUUGUGAAUUAAGCUCGCACUUUGUCCGAAUGUAUCCCGAUUCCAUUCCAAGACCAAGGAUCAAAAAUGUAUAGAUACUUAUUCUGCUCGACAAAUGAUUAGGACGUACUAGUACCUCACAUGAUGCGAGAGUCCAUCUUGUUUUUUCCAGCGUCCGAAGUGGCGACGUGAGGCUGUCCGCAAAAAGCCACUCUUAGGUGCAGAUUUGUUGUCGCGAAAUUUUCAGUGUUCACCAUGAAGGCGCCUAACUCUUGAGACCACUCACUCACUCUGAUGGUGCUCGUGCAGUUACAUCCAAUCACUCAGAAGCAAUAGCAUGAUGAUUAGUGGAU
Molecule: messenger RNA, 2915 nt
Organism: Amoebophrya sp. A25
Lineage: Eukaryota; Dinophyceae; Syndiniales; Amoebophryaceae
Source: the annotation of a GenBank genome assembly